CUGGAGGAGACACUCUCAGAUAGUGUUGAAUGCUAUGAGAAGGCAGGUGUUCUGCAGGAUUCAGCUGGGUAUCCCUGCCGGCUUCCCCAUCUCUUCCGUCUGGCUGGUGAUCAGUGAGUCAACUGCCACGAGACGCUUCUCCUGAGCUCCCAUGGCGUCGCCGCGGCGCGCGUGCGUCACCGGAGGCGGCAGCUACGUCGCGUCGUGGCUCGUCAAGCUGCUCCUCUCCCGCGGCUAUGCCGUGCACGCCACCGUUCGCGACCCAUGUGACCCAAAGAACGCGUGCCUGGAGCAGCUGGACGGGGCCUCGGAGAACCUGCGGCUGUUCAAGGCGGACAUGCUCGACUACGGCUCCGUGGUGGCCGCGUUCGCCGGCUGCCAGGGCGUCUUCCAUGUCGCCUCGCCGGUGCCGGAAGGCAAGAUGGUUGACCCCGAGAAAGAGAUGAUGGAUCCUACUGUCAAGGGAACCAAGAAUGUACUCGAGGCUUGCACAGCUACGGAAGUUCAGAAACUGGUUCUGGUCUCGUCCGCGGCUUCUGUUUGCUUCAACCCAGAUUGGCCCCAAGAUAAGCUCAAAGACGAGAGCUGCUGGACAGACAAAGAGCUCUGCAAGGAAAAUGAGAACUGGUAUUCUCUUGCCAAGACAGAAUCUGAAGAGAUCGCCCUCGAACACGGGGAGAAGACAGGAUUGCGCGUCGUCACAUUUUGCCCUGGUCUGAUUUUUGGCCCUCUGUUGCAGCAUGUGGUGCUCAACACUAGCAGCAAGGUCCUCCUCUACAUCAUCAAAGGGGGUCCUGACACGAUGAACAACAAGUUAUGGCCCCUAGUAGACGUCCGCGACGUUGCCGACGCGUUACUCCUGUUGUACGAGAAGUCGGGGUCACCUGAGAGAUACAUAUGCUCACUAGACCAAGUCGACGUGAAGGAUCUGCUGGAGAUUAUGAAGAGGAUGUACCCUAACUACAGCUAUGCAGACAAGAUGGCUGACGUGGAUUAUAGAGGUGCAUUGAAUUCGGAUAAGCUGAAGAAACUGGGGUGGAAACCAAGGAAGCUGGAGGAGAUGCUCGCAGAUAGCGUCGAGUCGUAUGAAAAAGCGGGCCUUCUUCGGGUUUCAGAAGACGAACCUUGCCGGCUUCCCUUCUUCUACCGUUUGCCACCGUUGGUGGAUUGAACGAACCUGCAGAGAUACGGCGGCGCCAUUGUUAUUUCCCCCAUUUCGCUUGCAAAAUAAAGAGCAAAUUCUAUUUCGAACUAUAUACCUGAGACGUUGUCACGACAUUUUGAACCGGAUAUUUUUUGGGCACUUUGAACCGGAUUUUGAUUCAAAGUGUCACACAGUUUCUGAUUCAAAGCGAAUUUACUCCCAGGUCAAAUUCA
Brachypodium distachyon (stiff brome) is the source of this 1377-nucleotide messenger RNA. RefSeq names its product cinnamoyl-CoA reductase 2-like. Gene Ontology annotation, molecular function: oxidoreductase activity, acting on the CH-OH group of donors, NAD or NADP as acceptor. Bases 152 to 1171 code for a protein of 339 amino acids. The record is from RefSeq and is a predicted model, not a curated record. The transcript has 7 exons. NCBI's taxonomy places the organism in Eukaryota, Viridiplantae, Streptophyta, Magnoliopsida, Poales, Poaceae.